Trichomycterus rosablanca is the source of this 3302-nucleotide messenger RNA. It is a transcript of the gene cbsa, whose product is annotated as cystathionine beta-synthase a. Gene Ontology annotation, cellular component: cytoplasm. The transcript is spliced from 14 exons. The coding region runs from base 708 to 2468 and encodes 586 amino acids. The record is from RefSeq and is a predicted model, not a curated record. Gene Ontology annotation, molecular function: cystathionine beta-synthase activity. NCBI's taxonomy places the organism in Eukaryota, Metazoa, Chordata, Actinopteri, Siluriformes, Trichomycteridae.
GAUGAAGUAUUCAAGCAAGACGUGUGUUCUCAGAGCUGAUCAGAAAGAGUCGGGUUUGAACAGCUGUACACCACAUGUUAGAUAAGGAACAUUCUCAUUCAAUCUUGGUGUGUAUUUUUCCCAGUCAAUGCCAGAAUCCAAAAGCUGCACUAGAAAUUGGUGAUUUUUAAUUAUGUGAAAUUGUACAUGGUUGAAUUUUGAAAUGUGAUCCAUAACGGUACAAUUAGGCUUUCAGUAUCUCAUUUUCAGGGCGGCACGGUGGCUAAGUGGGUAGCACUGUCGCCUUACAGCAAGAAGGACCUGGGUUCGAUCCCCAGGUGGGGCAGUCCGGGUCCUUUCUGUGUGGAGUUUGCAUGUUCUCUCGAGUCUGCGUGGGUUUCCUCCCACAGUCCAAAGACAUGCAAGUGAGGUGAAUUGGAGAAAAAUUGUCCAGGACUGUGUUUGAUAUAACCUUGUGAACGGAUGAAUCUUGUGUAAUGAGUAACUACUGUUCCUGUCAUGAAUGUAACCAAAGUGUAGAACAUGACGUUAAAAUCCCAAUCUCAUUUUCAUUUUGUUAGUGGCUUAUUUAAUAAUAUUGCAUAAAAAUAAAAAAAUUACAAUAUGCUUACAAUAGUUUAUUGCAAAUUUACCUCUCCCUGAUAUCCUUCAGUCUAAAAGAGUUUUGCAUUGAAGUAACUUGCCUUUUGGACCCCAUCCAGUAAAUCAUGCCUUCAGUGCCCUCCACCAAAGAGAGUGACGUCUCUAAACCAGUCUGCCCGUUUGCUGGAAAAAAGGGCAACAGCACUGUCAGUGAUGGACAAUUCCAGAAAAAUGAAGGGGGGCACACAGAGAAAGACAAACUGCGCUUUAAUGAUGAUGUAAAUCAAGCAGUUCAAAUAAACAAAGACAACGGGGCCAUAGAGAGGAUAUGGAUUCGUCCUGAUCUCCCCAGCAAGUGCACCUGGAACCUGAAAACACCGCACAAGGAUUCUCCACAUUCACACCCACUAAGGACAGCUACACCAAGCAUCCUACCCAACAUCCUAAUGAAAAUAGGUAAUACACCAAUGGUACGCAUGAACAAGAUCCCCAAGACCUUUGAACUCAAGUGUGAGCUGUUGGCAAAGUGUGAGUUUUUCAAUGCUGGCGGAAGUGUGAAGGACAGGAUCAGUCUGCGCAUGAUUGAGGAUGCAGAGAGAGACGGCGUCCUAAAACCUGGAGAUACAAUCAUAGAACCCACCUCAGGAAACACUGGUAUUGGUCUCGCUCUUGCUGCUGCCGUGAAGGGGUACCGCUGCAUCAUUGUCAUGCCAGAGAAGAUGAGUAUGGAGAAGGUGGAUGUGUUAAGAGCCCUGGGGGCAGAGAUCGUCCGCACACCUACGAGUGCUCGUUUUGACUCACCUGAGUCCCAUGUGGGUGUGGCGUGGCGCCUGAAGAAUGAGAUCCCCAACUCUCACAUCCUGGAUCAGUAUCGCAAUCCCAGCAACCCCCUGGCUCACUACGACAACACUGCUGAGGAGAUACUGGAACAGUGUGAUGGGAAAGUGGACAUGCUGGUGGCAGGAGCCGGCACUGGGGGCACCAUUACUGGAAUUGCUCGCAAGCUAAAAGAGAAAUGCCCCAACAUUAAGAUCAUUGGUGUGGACCCAGAGGGAUCUAUUCUGGCUGAGCCAGACGAGCUGAAUCGGACUGAUAAGACUCAGUAUGAGGUGGAGGGCAUCGGUUAUGACUUUAUUCCUACUGUGCUUGACAGAUCUGUUGUGGAUAGCUGGUACAAGUCCAAUGAUGAAGAAUCCUUUGCUGUGGCUCGCAUGCUCAUCAGAGACGAGGGUCUGCUAUGUGGUGGCAGUUCAGGCACAGCCAUGGCAGCAGCGGUGAAGGUCGCUAAAGAGCUGAAAGAAGGACAGCGCUGUGUGGUCAUCCUCCCUGACUCCAUCCGUAACUACAUGUCCAAGUUCCUGAGUGACAAGUGGAUGUUCCAAAAGGGCUUCCUUACAGCGGAAGACAUCAUGACUAACAAACCCUGGUGGUGGAAUCUAAGAUUGCAGAAUCUGAACCUCUCUGCUCCUCUUACUGUUCUACCCACAGUUAGCUGUCAGAAAACCAUCCAGAUUCUAAAAGAAAAGGGCUUUGAUCAAGCACCAGUCUUGGAUGAGGCUGGGGCUAUUCUUGGUAUGGUAACUCUGGGAAACAUGUUAGCUUCUGUGCUUGCUGGCAAGGUGAAGCCCUCUGACCCAGUCAGCAAAGUGCUUUACAAGCAGUUCAAACAGAUUUGUCUAACUGAUAAUCUUGGAAAGCUCUCUCGCAUCCUGGAGACGGAUCACUUCGCCCUGGUGGUGCACAAACAGAUUCAGUAUUUGACAGAUGGGUCCACCAGUAUGAAGCACAUGGUAUUUGGAGUAGUGACAGCCAUCGAUUUACUCAACUUCGUCACAGCUUACAAGAAACGGGAACGAUCAGUAUCUGAAUGUACAGACGAACAGUGAUUAGGCCUGUUUAACCUCUGCCUGUGUGUAAAUGGUUUCAGUUCUAGGAGUUUUUGGUUAUGAGCCCAACUGAGCAUAUGCAAACAAAGAUUUUGCUUCUUGUGUAUUUUGGUAGUGAUAAUGAUGUAUGUGUCUUAUUUGUUCCAACAAAUGCUCUGAACUGUAACGAUGUAAAGGAAUCAUUCACUAUAAAAUCCAGUCUCCUUACAUUACUUGUCUUCAGCCGUAAUAAUGUUUGGUGACUGACAGUUGUUUGGUUAUUUAGAAUAGUUGUAAAUCAAGGCUUUGAAACAAAUGAAGUUUAUAUAUCAGUGUUUAAAUUAGCACUGUGGCUGUGUAGUGAUGGUGUAAAAUGUCCUAGCAAGACAUGUCCAUAAUGGCUAUUCCCAUGUUACCACAUUCAGUUAAACAUGAACGGGGUGCUCUUAAAGUCUCACCUGAGAUCUUUACUGAACAGUUACUUUACAUGAUUCUCAAUAUCUAAAGAAGCAAAUGUAAAACACCAGAUGUCUAUCAGCUAGUAAACUUCAUUUAAGGAAAGUUAAUAAUUGUGAAAAUUAGAUUUUGCUCAAUAAUUUCUUUAAAAUAAUUAUUUACAAUUGAAAAUUAAAUGAUAAGAUUAAACAGUAAUUUUGGGUAUCUGUUAUCUUUGGAUUAGUGUUUGUGUGAUCAGUUUAAACUGAUUUUAAGAGAUAUUAAAACAAGUAUUUUGUCCUUAAAUAUAAUCGGCAUUUUCCCCUUUUUCACUCUAAAUGUUGUGAAAAGUUGUUAUUGUAUACGUUUGUCAUUUUUAAGUAAGAAAAUAAAUAAAAGCUCUAUAAUGUGUGUCAAGUA